Ostrea edulis (European flat oyster) is the source of this 2732-nucleotide messenger RNA. RefSeq lists its product as uncharacterized. The transcript has 8 exons. Lineage: Eukaryota; Metazoa; Mollusca; Bivalvia; Ostreida; Ostreidae. Bases 16 to 1041 code for a protein of 341 amino acids. The record is from RefSeq and is a predicted model, not a curated record.
AACGCUGUAGUAGCCAUGGCUCAGUACAAAGUGUAUGACCCGGAGGAAAAGAUACCGUGCCCCUACAACAAGUGUGAAAUGAUCAGAGCAAAGCGAAUGCCAUACCAUCUCAUCAAGUGCAGAAGGAACCAUCCCUGCACAGAAUAUACCAGCUGUCCCUUAAAUGCGACACACAUAGUGCCUAACCCAGAGCUGCGGUACCACAUUGAUAACUGUCCGGACAAAGCUCGUGUGGAACAAAACUUGGCGUACGAGGAGUACAAGAAGGAUGGUGGCACCCUGUUCCAGGGCUGCACGGAGUUACCAAAGUAUGGUAAAAUAAACUUGACAUCUGAGGAAGAUUGGGAGAAGGAAAUCCCACUUUUUCCUCGUAUUGGGGUGGAUCCAAACCUUUUAGCCAAGAUGGAUGGGAUUCAAAUACACGGACUUACUGCUUCUGAGAAGAAACAUAUGAAGGCUCAGUAUGAUCUGCCACCAGAGAAAAGAAGGUACUUUGAAAACCCAGAUAAACCGGUGGAGAUUGUAGAAAAGACAAAGGAAACAGAAUUAGAGUUGAGGAUUCCAUACAAAGCUUCCAAAACCUAUGUCCCCAAACCAAAGUCAACUAAACGGCAACCACAAACAGUGUUUGCAUACUCGCUGUCGUCUACAGGUGUGGGGAGAGGCCAGGCAGCAGCCCUGAGUAAGGAACAGGAGACCCCCGAGGAAGCUGUAGGGGUGGCAAGAAGUGUGGGAAGAGGCACUAUCAGGGUUGGCAGAGGGAUGGCAGAUGUAGACAUGGGAGGAGAUUAUAGUUCAUUGAGCUUGGUUGGAAGGGGGCGGAUUGGCAGGGAGAACCAGCCAAACAUGAGCCUUGCUGGAGAGAUAUUUGGUGUUGGCACUGGUCGCGGGGUCUCCAUAAUCAAUGCAGAUAUGCAAGAUCAGAAGAUUGGGAGAGGACAGAGUACACCGCUGAGAGCCAUUCCUCACCGUGCAGCUGCUGGGCUCAGUGUCCCAUCCCAAGUGUUGUCCAGAUCAAUCUCCAAGGGAGGGGCCAAAUAGUUUAAAUGUCCACAAGUAAAUGUCUGUGGAUAGAACCCAAUAAUGUGCUUUCUAUUUUGAUCUUGUGAAUUGGACCUCUGAGUUUCACAAGAAGAGUAAACCAAGGCAAUUUCUCCUGAACUGUUUGAGGUAGGACUUUCAUAUUUUGUACUUAGAUUCCUUAUGACAAGACCUUUAAUUAUGUUUCUUUGCUGCAUUCAGUGACAGUGUUAUCUUUGCUUUAUAUCAUGCCCUUCGUCCUGAGAACUGCAUGCAUUUCGAAUUGAAAACUUUUACACAGGUUUUUUGCCUAUGAUAACUAUAAGCAGUGAAAUCUUUGCCACAACUUUAUUUCCAUCAUAUCUUGUAAUAAUGGACAAAGUUACAUGUUAAUGAAUUUACUCAUUACUAGAAAAUAUAGUCAAAAUUUUUGGGUGAAUUAAAGAAUAGGAUGACUUCCUUUUUCUAAUGCAUUUGGGUGAAAAGUGCACAGUAUAGAUAUUUCCCUGCAGACAGUACUUGGAUCAGAAUGAACUGUGAACCACACAUUUAUUGUUCUGAAAUAGACAAUACUUAGACCACACAUUUAUUGUUCUGAAAUAGACAGUACUUAGACCACGCAUUUAUUGUUCUGAAAUAGACAGUACUUAGACCACACAUUUAUUGUUCUGAAAUACUAUAUACAGGGAUAUUUGCCCCGUGUUAAUUUUGCCUUUCUACACUUGCAAACAGUUUAGCUCCCGUUUUAAAUUCGCCCAGACAUAGUUGUGUUAAAAGAGAGAUAUGAGAGAAAACAGUUUUGCCCACUCUUAAAUUCGCCCAGUGACAGGAAGGGCGAAAGGGACGAAAAUAAAACGGGGGGCGAAUAUUUCCCUGUAUACAGUAAUUGGAUCAGAGUGAUUCGUGAACCACACAUUUAUUGUUCAGAAACGUAUCAUUUUAAGGAGACCUGUACAUACUACAUCGUCAUAAUGGCUGACUUCCUUUAAAACAUGAUUGAAAAUAUAAAAUAUCAGCAAUAAUUGUGUAUUUUUCUUAUUAAAUUGAUUGCCUAGUCGGGUAACUCGGUUGGUUAACGUGUAAGCUGUUUAAGCAAAGGUUUUACUUUUUUUUUCAGAUUAGUUUUUACUCAGACUGCUUUAUUUCACAAAACAAUGUAAAUUUGAAAAAAUUCCAAUUUCAAAAUACAUGUACCCCGGUAUUAUUGUAUAUAUCGUCCACUUUUCAUCCAUAUAUCAAAUUUCUCUGUGUGUUAACGUUAUUUCAUAACAUUAAUUGUGUGUUGAACAGUGCUAUUGAAAGUCUUGCCUACAUAUAUACGUUUCUAAAAUCUUGAGGAGAAAUUGCUAUGUACAGACUUAGAUAAGAAUGUAUAGCACAUAAUGGAUAAAUGGCUGAUACUUGCAAAUAUUGCAGAUGUUGGAAGAAUUUUUAGAAAGAGGUAAUGUAUAUUUGUGGUUCACUUUAAUCUUGUGUUUAGAUGUUUUUCUUUGAAUGGUAUGCUGAACAGUGUGUUAAAAUGCAAGUGAGUUUUAUAUGAUACUGUAUAUUCAAGUUUAUGAAUGUCCGUGAAUGUGUUAUGUUUUAUAGAGAGUGUUUAGCUCUAGAAAUGUCAGACAACAUCUGUGUCACCUUUUUAUUAUAAACCAUAUGAAUGUUUAUAUUUUAUGUAUUUUUUAAAUAUUUGAUACAAAUAAAAAAAAAACCCAGUA